CAGCUGGACAAGAACGAUUCCGUGCAGUCACACGGUCGUACUAUCGAGGUGCAGCUGGUGUGUUGAUGGUGUUUGACAUCACGAGACGGAGUACAUUCAACCAUCUGUCGUCGUGGCUCACAGACGCAAGAAACCUCACCAACCCUAACACCGUGAUCUUCCUAAUUGGAAACAAGGCUGAUCUGGAUGCCGAGAGAGAUGUUACUUUCGAG
Messenger RNA from Sphaeroforma arctica JP610, 212 nucleotides. RefSeq lists its product as hypothetical. The annotation marks the transcript as partial. Gene Ontology annotation, molecular function: GTP binding; GTPase activity. The transcript has a single exon. The record is from RefSeq and is a predicted model, not a curated record. Lineage: Eukaryota; Ichthyosporea; Ichthyophonida. Gene Ontology annotation, cellular component: Golgi apparatus.